GGCUUCCAAUUCCAUGGAUUUCACUCUCACCAUUUUCUCCUCCUUUCUCAUCACACUCCAUUUCUCUUCUCCCUCCAUUGCAUCUUCCCAACGCGCCAUUUGCUAUCCCACCCCUUUCCCUUCCUUCUGCGAAUCACAAUCGCCGACCAACUACAACCACUCCGCCACCGUGUGCGACUACGGCCGGUUUUUCAUCCGCCGUUCCCUCGAGACAACUCAAAACUUCAUCUCUCUCGUCAACGCGUACCUCGGAAACCCGUACGCGUUGUUCCAGACCGACAUCCGCGCACUGGGAGACUGCGGCUCUCUCCUCGACUUGAACGUGGAUUUCUUGUCCGCCACGAUUCAAAACACCGAUUCCACCGAUUACCUUCAAAGUUCCCAAGCAGAGGACAUGCACACGUUGCUAAGUGCUGUUUUGACCAACCACCAAACGUGUUCGGACGGGAUUCAAUCGUCGGCUAGUUCGAGCAUCCAAAGCGCGCUUCUAGGCCCGUUUGAAAACGGAACCAUGCUAUACAGCGUGUCUCUGGCGCUUUACAAGCAAGGUUGGGUCCCCGGCACGUCGAAAGGCCGGUGGCUAACAGAGAGAAAUCCCCCGUUUUCCGCGAUUGGUUCAGGCCGAAAGGCUGAUGAUCGCUCGCACCUGAAAAUCCCGAGACGAAGCGAAGGAAACAUUCGCGAGGCGACAUCGAUGAGGGGAAGGAAACUUCUCCAGCUUGGCGGGGGAUAUGUCCAUGUGAACCAAAUGGCGGUUGUGAGACAAGACGGGACCGGGGAUUUCAGCACCAUCGGGGACGCGGUGGCGGCCGCGCCAAACGGCACGGAUGCCGGAGGCGGCUACUACGUGAUUUACGUGGUGGCCGGAGUUUAUCAAGAGUACGUUUCCGUUGGAAGCAGCCAGACGUACGUGAUGAUGAUUGGGGAUGGCAUUGGCCAGACUGUUAUCACUGGGAGUAGAAACGUUGCGGACGGAUGGACCACGUUCAAUUGUGCUACAUUCGCUGUGGUUGGAACAGGAUUUGUAGCAGUGGGCAUAACGAUCCAGAACACAGCAGGAGCAGCAAAAUACCAAGCAGUAGCACUCCGAAACGGAGCCGAUUUAUCGACAUUCUACAGCUGCAGCUUCGAAGGCUACCAGGACACCCUGUACACGCACUCCCUCAGGCAAUUCUACAAGGAAUGCGACAUUUACGGCACUGUAGAUUUCAUCUUUGGAAACGCCGCGGUUGUUUUCCAAAACUGCAGCAUCUAUCCGCGGCUUCCAAUGGCUGGCCAGUACAACACCAUCACCGCGCAAGGCAGGACCGAUGUGAAUCAGAACACGGGCACUUCGAUGCAGAAUUGUAAUAUCGCCGCGGCACCCGACUUGGCUUCGAGCAGUGGCACGGUCCAGACGUUUUUGGGCCGGCCCUGGAAGGAGUAUUCGAGGACGGUUUAUAUGUACUCUUUCAUGGACAGUUUGAUCGAUCCAGCCGGUUGGAGUGUUUGGUCUGGCGAUUACGCUCUCGAUACAUUGUUCUAUGCAGAGUGUGAUAAUUACGGACCGGGGUCGGGCACGACGUCCAGGGUUAAAUGGCCCGGUUAUCAUCUGAUGGACCCGACAGAUGCGUCUAAUUUCACUGCUUCAAACUUCGUAGCGGGAGAUGGGUGGUUGCCGUUCACCGGAGUCCCUUACACUGGGGGUUUAAUGUGA
Molecule: messenger RNA, 1696 nt
Organism: Rhododendron vialii
Lineage: Eukaryota; Viridiplantae; Streptophyta; Magnoliopsida; Ericales; Ericaceae
Product: pectinesterase-like
Exons: 2
Coding region: 14-1696 (560 amino acids)
Biological process (GO): cell wall modification
Molecular function (GO): pectinesterase activity; pectinesterase inhibitor activity
Source: RefSeq, a predicted model, not a curated record